CCAUAUAGCUAUGAGGUAGUUGAGAAAAUAAUAAGAAAUCAAUUUCCUCCCCAAGAACAGCUGAGGCUCAUUUACUCCUCCCAAAGGUUGACAGUUGGGUGGAAUAUUAAUUACUACUCUUUCUUUUCUAUCCACUUCUUUUACACUUCCCCCCUCCAAAUUUCCACUUACCCGCACCAUCAGCCUUUGUUUAUUAUAUAAAUGCAAUACAUAUCUCCCCCCUCUCAUCUUGCACCACCCACCAUCUCCAAAUUUUUAUUUUUAAUUUUACAGUAUGGCUGGGACUGCAGCUCUCUUCUUGUGCGCUCUCCUGGCGGCCAAUGCUCUGCUGCUCCUGCCGUCAGCGACGGCGGAUGAUGACGUUAUGAGCGCUGGUGGUGAUCAGGAUGAUGAGGUGGAGGACAAGCACUUCAAAGUGGCGCCUCGUCCGAUGCUCAGGGGAGGCGGCAAAGGGAUCGGCCGUGGGAUUUCCGACAAAGGGUUCCGUCAUGGUAGGUUCGGAGGCGGAGGACUUGGGGGUGGGUUUGGUGGCGGGGGAGGUUUCGGCGGUGGUGGAGGGGGUGGGUUAGGUGGUGGUGUUGGGUUGGGUGGCGGCGUUGGCCACGGAGGUGGUUUAGGCCAUGGUGGGGGACUUGGCGGCGGAGUAGGACACGGUGGCGGGCUGGGAGGAGGAGGCGAUGGCGGGCUUGGUGGAGGAGGUGGCGGUGGUGGUCUAGGCGGAGGCGGGGGUGGAGGGGGAGGCGGGAUCGGCGGCGGCGGUGGGUUGGGUGGUGGUGCUGGAGGCGGCGGUGGGUUUGGAGGUGGUGGUGGGUACGGUGGAGGGGGCGGCAUUGGCGGCGGCGUGGGUGACGGUGAUGAGAACGGAGGGGAUCUUGGAGGUGGAGGGGGUGAUGACGACGGGGGUGCGGAUGCUGGGUAUGGUGAUGGAGGAAGUGCCGGCGGUGCUGAUGAUAGUCCUUGAAGUAGGCUUUGUUUCGCCAUCGGCUAGCAGUAGGAAUAUAUGAUAUAUUACUGUUAAUGGAUGUAUUUUACAAGAACCUGUCUCUUUUAAGUACGUGCAUUCUAUUGUUCCAGUUAAGUGACUUUGUUGGUUAUGUACUAAUUACAAGUGUCUGAAAGUGUACUCAUGAUUACCCUCCAUGCACUUUGUGUAUGCUUGUUUGCUUAGGACCUCCUGCUCUUUGUAAUCAAAAUCUUGGACGUUAUAUAUAGUUGAUCCGAGUUUCUCUAGUUAGCUAGCUAUUACUUAAUUAGACCUAAUUAAUUUGGAUAACAGACUCCUAUUGAUCUAAAUUUUUAUUGGAAUAAAUUAUCGCAACGAUC
Molecule: messenger RNA, 1323 nt
Organism: Linum trigynum
Lineage: Eukaryota; Viridiplantae; Streptophyta; Magnoliopsida; Malpighiales; Linaceae
Source: the annotation of a GenBank genome assembly